AUGUAUGAUUAUGAUGCCCUUAAAUCCAUCGAAGAGACUCCUCCACCUCCUCCUUACUAUUGUCGCAAUUGUACGGCUGUUCCCCUUAGACCUUUCGCUGCACGCACUUAUGCUGCCCUCGGCGACUCGUACGCUGCCGGCGCGGGUGCUGGACAUCUGAUAUUCACACCUAGUGGGGGCCUUGGUUGUGGACACUAUUCGGACGCUUACCCUGUGCAAGUUGCAAACAGCACCAACUUGGACAUUGAGAAUUUCAAGAACCUCGCUUGUGGUGGAAUGACCAGUGUCACAGUGCUGCGUGAUCAAGUGCCUCAUAUUGGUGGAUCGGAUGUUGUAACUGUCACAGUCAGCGGAAACGAAGUCGAUUUCUUCGUUGUGCUCAAUGAAUGUGUCUAUCACUGGUGGCCAUCUUCGACCUGUGAAGCAGAGCUCGCUAAGGCCAGAGGGCUGAUAGAGUCUCAUGUGUUAUGGGACAAUUUCCAGGCACUGGUUCGGGGAGCUGGAGAGAAAUUACAGCCUGAUGCCCUGUUGCUGGUAACAGGCUACGCCAGGUUCUUCAACGAUCACACCAAUAUAUGUGAUCAUGUCACAUUCAGCCGGACGCGGCCCUUGGACUACCUCACUAAGGCUAAGAGGAAGACCUUAAACCAGCUGGUCAUGAUGUUGAAUGACGUUAUUCGAGCGACCGCGGAGGUGCAUGGCGCUGUGUACGUGGAUAUUGAUGCAGCAUUCGAAGGGCAUCGCUUCUGCGAGGAGGAGGUGCAAGAGCCCGAUCUCAGAAGACACGAGACAUGGUUCUUCAACCUACCGUCAGCGGAAACAAGCAUGCAUGUGAGCGAGCAGAUGUUGCGUGUUCAAAAUCAGAAUCUGCAGGCACAUGGAGGGAUCAAUAGGUUGCCGAACGGGGAUUUCCCAAACAUUGAAACUUGGAGGGUGUUCCAUCCCACAAGCCUCGGGCACAAGGGCAUCGCGAUGGUGAUCAUGGAUGAAGUUCUUGCGCGUACCGCUGGUGGGAAAUAA
Messenger RNA from Exophiala xenobiotica, 1020 nucleotides. RefSeq lists its product as uncharacterized. Bases 1 to 1020 code for a protein of 339 amino acids. The transcript is spliced from 2 exons. Gene Ontology annotation, molecular function: hydrolase activity, acting on ester bonds. NCBI's taxonomy places the organism in Eukaryota, Fungi, Ascomycota, Eurotiomycetes, Chaetothyriales, Herpotrichiellaceae. The record is from RefSeq and is a predicted model, not a curated record.